This is a messenger RNA of Peniophora sp. CBMAI 1063, 1239 nucleotides long. The record is from the annotation of a GenBank genome assembly. Lineage: Eukaryota; Fungi; Basidiomycota; Agaricomycetes; Russulales; Peniophoraceae.
AUGAAGGCUGCUACUGCUCUCUUGACUCUCGCUCUGGCUGGCUUUGCUGCUGCCGAGGCCCAAGUGCCAUUCGACGCGAACACCGACUUCAACCCCGCGUCCUAUAUAUUCAAAAGCGCCAAAUGCCCGGCGGUCAACCGGGAGAAGAAGUCCGUGAAGGAGCUCGAGCAGCAGUAUGUCGACAUCAACCCCACUGCGUCGCGUACGCUCCUACUCGUACACGGCUGGCCGUCGCUCUGGGCGAGCUGGAAGUACCAAAUCGCAGAGUUCCAGAACGACUUCCGUCUUAUCAUACCCAACCUUCGCGGCUUCGGCGACUCAGCGCACCCGGGCGACGUUCGCACGAGCGGUACAAUGCCCGACCUCGUUGGCGACUUGCGCUGCAUCCUCGACGCUGCUGGUGUGAAGGAUCCGGUGGUAUGUGUUGGACACGACUGGGGCACCCAAACGUGCUUCGAAGCAGCCCGUCAAGCGCCGACGCGCGUAGCGGGUGUCGUAGGGAUCACAAUCCCGUACAUGCCCUACGCGGGACCGUUUGUCCCCAUGUCCGCGCUCGUCCCCGAGCUCCCGCACUUGGCGUACCAAGUCUACUUCGACAACAAGACCAAGGCGGCCUCGGCAGAGCUCGAUAAGGACAUACGCCGCACUCUCCGCGCUACGCUGCGCACGGUCGCUUCGCCGCCACCCGAGGGCUUCCUAAGCAGCACGGACAACUUCCUCGGCGCGUAUGGUGACGAGGAGAUCCCGGCUAUUCCAUUCCUCACCGCGACUGAGGAGGAUUACUGGGUCAAGUCGUACGAGAAGCAGGGCUUUGACAAGACGCUGUACUUCUACCAGACGCCUGCGCGCAAGAUGAGCUGGGAAGCGGCGCAGAAGAGCGGGGUGUACUCCAUCUCCCAGCCGGCACUCAGUAUCCUCGACACCGAAGACCCCGUCGCAAACUGGCCCGCCGCAGCCGGGCUCUUACACACGGCCGACUUCCUUCCGCGCCUCACGACCAAAACUAUGCCCGGCGCCCACUGGGUCCAGCUCGAACGCCCUGCCGAAGUGAACGCCUUCAUCCGCGAGUGGCUCACGUCGACAUAUCCGGACAGCAGUUCGUUUUCGGCUAUACCGGCUCCCUCGUCCUCUACGGGGACGGCUAGCUCGAAGACUGCGACGGAGGAGGCGGCUAUGCCGUCGACUGCGGCGCCUACGGCCGCGGCGACUGAAAGUAAGAAGGCGCAUGAGGAGUUGUAA